AUGCGUUUCCUACGUCCAGCAGCGCUCGGCGCACUGGCUGGUUUCUUCGGCCUUGCAGCUGCACAAACGACCACUGCUACAACCGCCACGGUGACACAAGCAGUCUCUCAGCUCACGCUGAGCAGUGACUUUGAAAUUACCAACGUUCCUGCCACUCGUACCUACGACUGGACGGUUGCAACUGCAACUGGCUCACCAGACGGCUAUUAUCGUCCUAUGCUGGUCGUGAAUGGCAAACCUUUGCUCAUCGACGUUAUAGGUCAAUAUCCUGGUCCGACCAUCGAGGCAAACGAUGGUGAUACAAUAAUCAUCAACGUCCAAAAUGACCUGAGUGUGGGCACCACUAUCCACUGGCACGGCUUGUUCCAGAAAGGCACCCCUUGGAUGGACGGCCCCGCCGGUAUUACUCAGUGCCCGAUCCCUGCAGGCUCAAGCUUCACAUACCAAUUCACAGUUAGCGGACAAUAUGGUACAUACUGGUGGCAUGCUCAUGCUUCGACCCAGCUCGCGGACGGCAUUCACGGUCCUCUUAUCAUUCACUCCCCGGAUGACCCUUUGAAACGCGGAGUCGACUACGACGAGGACCAGAUCUUGGUUGUUGCUGACUGGUACCAUGAUACCUCGGCAGUAAUCACAGAGGCACUACUGUCCCCAUCUGGUUACCAAGGAAGUAUCGCAGCUCCCUCUCCCAACUCUGCCCUCAUCAACGGACAAGGCAUCUGGGACUGUGCUACCUAUGGCAACAGUAGCACGUGCUUCACUCAAACCCCGUUCGAGAUUCAGGUUGUACCGAACAAGAAGUAUCGCUUCCGCCUUAUCAAUACGGCCUCUCAUGCUAUGUUUUGGGUCUCCCUUGACGGACAUACUAUGAACGUCACCGAGGCCGAUGACACCGGAGUUUACAACGAGGUCAACAGUGCUCUCCACCGAGUGAAAUUCCACAACGGGCAGCGCUACUCGGUUAUUGUCGACACAAGCGUUGGCUCCGUCGGCGACUCCUAUUAUCUGCGUGCCCAGAUGAACACUGCUUGUUUGACUACCCUUCCCGACGAUUUCUCAAACACGACCUAUGCGAUUGUCCGCUACGUGAAUGAAGACGGGACGGGAGCGAGCACCACCGACCCAACAAGCUCCGACUGGACUGACGUUGUUUCCGGGGCCGAAUGCACCGACCUCGAUACCUCCUCACUUACCCCAAUCGUGGUCGAGGAUGCCCCUACGACCGUAGUGAGCCGUAGGAUGUUCCAGACUGGGUUCGCGGUCUCUCUCGAUGCGGAUGGUAACCUGGAUACCGGGUUUGAGGUAAACGCGACCGAGUUUGUUGAUUUGGUGUAUCAGCCGGUUCUGCACACCAUUAUAUCCGGAGGCACAGUCAACGCAUCAAAUCUAGCCUCUGCGAUAUACGACUCGACUGGUGCCGUCGACCUGAUCAUCAAUAACCUCGACACGGCGAUCGAUCAUCCCUACCAUCUGCACGGAAUGACCUUCUGGAUCGUUGCUGAAGGUUCUGGCACUCUAUCCCUCGAAGACGCCGAGUCAGUCAGCUACAACACGACUAACCCGAUCCGCCGCGAUACGCAUAUUAUUCCUGCUUCGUCAUGGGCGGUCCUUCGCUUUGAAGCCAGCAACCCAGGUGUUUGGUUCAUGCACUGUCAUAUCGAUUGGCACUUGGCUGAAGGUUUUGCGGCAGUCGUGAUCGUCCAACCUGACGCAGUUGCGCAAAUGACCAUUCCUUCCGCCAACACUGCGAUGUGUAGCGAGAUCCCCGACGGGCUUGACGUCUGGUCGACCUCCCUGGGUCGCCGCCGUCGCUCUCUCCCUGACCCGGACACAGAGCGUCUUCGUAGGUCUCGGGUUAUGAAGGCUGCUUUGAACUAG
Rhizoctonia solani is the source of this 1878-nucleotide messenger RNA. Its product is annotated as Multicopper oxidase. The record is from RefSeq and is a predicted model, not a curated record. Bases 1 to 1878 code for a protein of 625 amino acids. Lineage: Eukaryota; Fungi; Basidiomycota; Agaricomycetes; Cantharellales; Ceratobasidiaceae. Gene Ontology annotation, molecular function: oxidoreductase activity; copper ion binding. The transcript has 9 exons.